CAGAGAGACAGCCCAGAUCCAACAAGCUGCUUCUGUCCAGCCCUGCUCCUCCCCACUCAGCAAGGGCACUUGCUCUUCCCUAUUCUCACCAGAGAGGCACAAGCGCUCCGUCCCUUCCAGAGGCAGGCGGAGGGAAGAGAAAGGGUCUGUUGUUUUUCUCUCCUGUUUCUUGCUCCCUCUCUGCUGAUCACAAAGCUGCUGACCUGGUCAGAAAGCCCUGAUGGAAAUCCACCAGCGCUGGGCAGGCCCCUCCUCCUCCAGGGAGCUUGUCCUUGCCUAAUUUUUCUUCGUCCCGAUGAGAACAAAAAAGAGAGAGAGAGAAGAAAAGAAAAACCACAAACUUCCUUUGAAAACCAGCUUGUAGUCAGGGCCUGGAGCGCAUGCCCUAGACUCGGCGACUCAGGAAUCCUGAAGACUCUCUGAGUGACCUGGAGCACCUGGGCUCCGCCCCUGCCUGCCUUCACCCUCUCCAGUGCCCCCAGUACUGGGCGUGAGUCCGGAAGUGGCCACAACCAAGCCUGUACCGUCGCUCGCAAAGCUGUGUAAACCUGUAUAAGCUCAGGCGUUGACAGCUGGAAGGCAGCUGGCACUGGCAGACCCCCUCAUUGCACCUAUCUUCCCCAUCGCAUUGCCACAGCUGAACCCUCCUUCUCAAUCUUGGAACAGCACCCACUUCUUUAAGGUCCCUCUUUUGCAUCCCAAGCCUGGCUUAGGCAAGUCCCUGAGGUCAGUAAACACCUUCAGUGCCCCUCAGCUGAGUCCCUUUUGACUAUGGAACACCAUCAGCCUGAGGAUCCGACCCCUGGUAAGGCCGGGACUGCAGAAGCAGUCAUCCCUGAAAACCAUGAGCUUCUGGCAGGCCCACAUGAGCACCCUCAGAACGCAGAUGCAAGAGAUGCUGAUGGGGAGGCUGGAGAACGGGGCCAAGAUUUGCUGCGUGGCCAGUGUGGGGACAACCUUGAGUCCCCUCUGCCUGAAGCUAGCUCAGCUCCACUGGGGCCAACCCUUGGGACACUGCCUGAAGUAGAGACAAUGAGGGCAUGCUCCAUGCCCCAGGAGCUUCCUCAGUCCCCCAGGACCCGACAGCCUGAGCCAGAUUUCUACUGUGUCAAGUGGAUCCCUUGGAAAGGAGAACGGACACCUAUCAUCACCCAGAGCAGUAAUGGCCCUUGCCCUCUCCUUGCCAUCAUGAAUAUCCUCUUUCUUCAGUGGAAGGUGAAGCUCCCCCUGCAGAAGGAAGUGAUCACAUCGGAUGAGCUCAUGGCCCAUCUUGGAAACUGCCUCCUGUCCAUCAAGCCCCAGGAGAAGUCAGAGGGACUUCGGCUUAAUUUCCAGCAGAAUGUGGAUGAUGCAAUAACAGUGCUGCCUAAACUGGCCACAGGUCUGGAUGUCAAUGUGCGAUUCACAGGCGUCUCUGAUUUUGAGUAUACACCUGAAUGCAGUGUCUUUGACCUACUAGGCAUACCUCUGUACCAUGGCUGGCUUGUUGAUCCACAGCAGAGUCCUGAGGCUGUGCGUGCAGUUGGGAAACUGAGUUACAACCAGCUGGUGGAGAAGAUCAUCACCUGCAAACACUCCAGUGACACCAACCUCGUGACGGAAGGCCUGAUUGCAGAGCAGUUCCUGGAGACCACCGCGGCCCAGCUCACCUACCACGGACUGUGUGAGCUGACAGCAGCUGCUAAGGAGGAUGAACUUAGCGUCUUUUUCCGAAACAACCACUUUAGCACCAUGACUAAGCAUAAGAGUCACUUAUACCUACUGGUCACUGACCAGGGCUUUCUACACGAGGAGCAAGUCGUAUGGGAGAGCCUGCACAAUGUGGAUGGAGACAGCUGCUUUUGUGACUCCGACUUUCACCUGAGUCAUUCCCUGGGCAAGGGGCCUGGAGCAGAAGGUGGGAGUGGCUCCCCAGAAAAGCAGCUGCAGGUAGACCAGGACUACCUGGUUGCUCUGUCCCUGCAGCAGCAGCAGCCACAAGGCGCGGUGGGGCUCACCGACUUGGAGCUGGCCCAGCAGCUUCAGCAAGAGGAGUAUCAACAGCAGCAGGCAGUGCAGCCAGUGUGGACGCGGACACGGGCCCUGUCACCGCAGGGGAGAGGAGCCACAUCUGGACGCCCAGCUGGGGAGCGUCGGCAGAGGCCGAAGCACGAGUCAGACUGCAUUCUGCUGUAGCUCUGCCCCAGUGCCAGGCUGGCCUGCCCCUUCCAGAGGCUAUGGCUAGUUGGCUUGCUCCCCCACCUCCAUCCCUGAGAUGCGCUGGAUAACUUAUUUAUGGACUGUUGGGGAUCAGAGCAGGCGACAAAUGCCAGGGUCAGACUUGGUAAUGUCCUUGACCUCACGUGCUGCUGCCUUCUCUGCCUCCCACCCAGGUGGGUUUCUGGUUCUCAACUUCCAGCCCCUGAAUAGUCACACGUAUAUACAGACUAAGGCUCUGGGGUGAGGUCCUUAUCUGGAAUGCAUCUCUCCUGCUUCCCAUCCCUGCUGCCUGGAUGCUCCUGAUCACCUAGGCAGGCCUGUCUCCAGUUGUUUCAGAGCUUAAUUUGGGUUUCUAUCUCUGUUAUUUGUAAUGCCUUCGUGGGGUUUGGAAAUAAAACUUCUGGCCUGGCACGGUGGCUCACGCCUGUAAUCUCAACAGUUUGAGAGACUGAGGCGGGCGGAUCACCUGAGGUUAGGAGUUUGAGACCAGCCUGCCCAAAAAGGUGAAA
Molecule: messenger RNA, 2708 nt
Organism: Cercocebus atys (sooty mangabey)
Lineage: Eukaryota; Metazoa; Chordata; Mammalia; Primates; Cercopithecidae
Gene: MINDY1
Product: family with sequence similarity 63, member A
Exons: 10
Coding region: 772-2175 (467 amino acids)
Biological process (GO): protein K48-linked deubiquitination
Cellular component (GO): cell periphery; cytosol
Molecular function (GO): cysteine-type deubiquitinase activity; K48-linked deubiquitinase activity; cysteine-type carboxypeptidase activity
Source: RefSeq, a predicted model, not a curated record